GGGACGACAGCCACCAGAAGUAACCCUAGUUCAGUCAGUUAGUCACAUCCCGCCUUUUGCCCUUUGUUCGUAAGGGUGUAUGUGAGUAGGGUGUAAGGCUCAGUGAUGGUUCGGUUCUCUUUUCGUCCUCCGCUUCUUUGUUUCUCGGCUAUGCUCUUUGUUUGAUCUCUCCCCCCCCAAUUCCCGUCAAUUGGAUUCUCACCCGGCCAUCACUUUUCUCUCCCCAGGUCCUUCGUUCCUGCACUUCUCUCGGUGACUUUGGACUGUUCAUAACCUCCAUCUCCAGGUGGUUAAGACACUCGUUCUCGAUCUUCUCCCGGCCGACUGACUGCUUUUGUUCUCCCCCAUUGUCCUGCGCGUCGAGAACGUCCUCGUACCGGAUGAACAAGUCGAGAGAGCGGUCAGGAUGGGUUCAUCGGUCGCCCUUUCGGAUCGGCCUCACCAGACUGGGGAUAAUGAACAACGUCCUGAGGGGAUGACAGGUGCUGAGCAGCCGGGGAUGGACGAGGCAAAUAACGUGGAACUCAUCCCGGACGGCGGGUACGGGUGGGUGGUCGUCUUCGUGUGCUUCGUCCAUACCUUCUGGCAGAACGCCUGGACUGGGUCGUGGGGUAUCCUGCAAGUCGCUUUGCUGGAAACGACCUUGCAUGACUCCACAUCCAGUACGGUUUCCUUCAUCGGAUCUCUGGGGAUCGCUUUGUCCUGCGCAUUGGGAAUUUUCACUAUCCGUCUCGCCCGCACGAUCGGCGCCCGUUGGACCAGCUUAAUAGGCAUCCUGCUAUACAGCAUUAGCAACAUUGUCAGCGCCUGGACCGUGUCCAACGUCGGCGGUUUAUUUAUCGCGUGCGGCUUUACGUACGGACUCGGCGCGUGUCUGAUGUACACCAUGUCGAACAGCCUGCCCAUCCAGUGGUUUAGCACUAGGCUCGGGGCCGCCAACGGCAUUGUCAAGCUGGGCGGAGGCAUCGGGGCUACGGUCAUGGCCAUUGUGACCGGUGUACUGACUGAUAAACUCGGCAUCGCGUGGACCUUUAGAAUCUUCGGUCUCCUGUCGCUCGCCACGGGCGUCCCGCCCGCUUUCUUCAUCCGGGAGAGGAUUCCCGCUCAGGGGAGCUUUGACAUCGACUGGUCGCUUUUCAAGGACGUUUCCUUUUCCUGUCUCUUCGCCUCGGGUGUAGUUGGGGUGUUUUCCAUCUACGCGCCACCAUUCUUCCUACCGGCUGUGACCACCUCCCUCGGCUUCUCCAGUUCCACCUCCGCGGGCGUCGUGGCCUGCUUUAAUGCGUGCAUGGCGAUCGGGCGUCUGACGUCAGGGUUUGCCUGCGAUCGGUUUGGGAGUAUGAAUACACUACUGGUGACCAUGGCUCUGAACGGGAUUACGAUGUUCGCGUUAUGGUCCUUCGCCUCGACACUGGCCAUCCUGAUCGUAUUUUCCGUCCUCAACGGGCUCGCGAACGGCGCCUUCUUCGUAGCCCUGCCUACAGCGGUGGGGAGGCUUGCGGGACAACGCCGUGGAGCCGGAGCCGUGAGCAUUACCCUUACCGGAUGGACCCCCGGCCUGCUGGUCGGCAAUCCCAUCGCUGGAGUCCUAAUAGACGCGACGGGUGCGGGUAGGUCAAGUUCGAUCGUUCCCUACAGGCCUGCUAUAUUCUACGGGGGAGGCACCGCACUGUUUUCACUUGCUUUCGUUAUAGCUGCGCGGCUGUGGGUCGACAGACGUCUCGCCAUAAAGCUGUAGGUUCGUCCGACCAACUUUGCAAAUCCAAAAUCGACCUUGAUGUGAUCAACCACGGGCUUCCUUGUUCAUUUCUCUUCUUCUUCUCCCCUUCCUUCUAAUGAUAUUCCCGUGGAUCGCUACCCAGCUGAAUAGCACUACCACUGUGCUUUGUCACCAUAGUUGGACUCGUAUAUGUAACAUAAGUACGGGUUAGAGUAGCAUAACCU
Molecule: messenger RNA, 1944 nt
Organism: Aspergillus pseudotamarii
Lineage: Eukaryota; Fungi; Ascomycota; Eurotiomycetes; Eurotiales; Aspergillaceae
Product: MFS general substrate transporter
Exons: 1
Coding region: 407-1738 (443 amino acids)
Biological process (GO): transmembrane transport
Cellular component (GO): fungal-type vacuole membrane
Molecular function (GO): transmembrane transporter activity
Source: RefSeq, a predicted model, not a curated record